Episyrphus balteatus (marmalade hoverfly) is the source of this 480-nucleotide messenger RNA. RefSeq lists its product as uncharacterized. The annotation marks the transcript as partial. The record is from RefSeq and is a predicted model, not a curated record. Lineage: Eukaryota; Metazoa; Arthropoda; Insecta; Diptera; Syrphidae. The transcript has a single exon.
CGAAGUGUUUCGCUGGUCGCGUGGCCAGCGAUAGAUGUCAACUCACUGUUGCAGCAAACCAUCCGCAAGUCGGCCAUUCUCCAUGAGACACUUUCCGUCGCACCAUCUACUAAACAACCGACGACUGCCGCCGCUGCCGCAGCAGCAGCAGCUUUCUGUGGCAGCAAUGACAGUUCCACCCUCACACUCACACCGUCGCUAACGACAAUUGCCAAAUUUCCACCUUCCACAGAGAACAAUGUGGCCACAGCUGUGGCAGUUGCCACCAUUCAUCCCACUACGAAUGUUAAUAUUGGUGUUAGUACGGUGGUCACAACGGCCACCACUUCCACCAGUUAUCAUCAGUCGCAUGGGAUGCAUCGCAGCAAUAUGUUGCCACCACGGUCGUCAGCAACAAAAGCAACAAAACAUUCGCCUGUGGCUGCGGCAGAAGCAUUUGGGUGUGAUCCAAUGCUGCGAUCCGCUGAAAUCAUUUUAUAG